Puccinia graminis f. sp. tritici CRL 75-36-700-3 is the source of this 1596-nucleotide messenger RNA. RefSeq lists its product as uncharacterized. The transcript is spliced from 8 exons. Lineage: Eukaryota; Fungi; Basidiomycota; Pucciniomycetes; Pucciniales; Pucciniaceae. Gene Ontology annotation, cellular component: nucleus. The coding region runs from base 1 to 1149 and encodes 382 amino acids. The record is from RefSeq and is a predicted model, not a curated record.
AUGCAGGUUCAGGCAGCACCCCCUGCCGGAAAGCGCCAGCAAACCCACCAGGCUGUACACUUCGAUCUCAACCCUGAACCAAUCAUGCCCGCCAAGCAACCCACUAGCAAGAAGCGUACGAAGGCAGAGAAGAAGCGACUCCGAAAGGCUCAACAAGCGGUGUUCUGUUGGUACUGCGAAAGAGAAUUCGAGGAUGCCAAAGUUCUUUUACAGCAUCAGAAGGCAAAACAUUUCAGAUGUCCCCACUGUCCUCGUCGAUUGAAUACGGCCGGUGGUUUGGCGGUUCACAUCGAUCAAGUGCAUAAAUUGCCUACAGACAGAAUUGAAAAUGCGAUGCCCGGUCGAGAUACAUUUGAUGUUGAGAUAUAUGGAAUGGAAGGUGUGCCGGCGAACGACCUGGCUGAUUGGAAGCGACGCAAGGCGGAAGCAAUGGGCAUUGAGCCCGAGGCACAGAAGCGGAAACGACCGAAGAUCUAUCUCGGCGUGAUCUCACCUGAAGAACUGAGAUCACAGCUGCAGCAACAUCGCGCCCUGAUGAAUGGCAUCUCUGCCGGAAUCCUCUCCCGCCCAGCCGGCCCGCCCUUCGGUGCCGCGCCCCCAACCAUACCCACUUCAGCCCCCUCCGUCCCACCCCCAGGCCUCUUUGCGGCCUCCUCAGCGCCCAUGCCUCCCCCUCCGGGGUUCCCCAUGAUGCCCCCACACCCCGGCAUGCCGUUCCCUCCUCCCGGAAUGUCUCUGCCCCCCAUGCCCCACGGAAUGCUGCCCCCAGGCAUGCCGUUCCCACCACCACCAGGAAUGCUACCGCCUGGAAUGCCUCCUCCACCUGGGAUGCUCCCUUUACCAGGACUUGGUAUGAUGCCUGGCGCACCACCAUUUGCACCCCCAGGUGCCCCCUCAAUGACUACACCGCUCGCACCACCCACUGGCUCUCAGACGGCAACACCAGGCGAAGCUGGCUCAGCAGCGACUAUCCCUUCGACGCCGGCCCAGCCCUACAAGAUUGUCAACAGUCAAGUAACUCUCAAGCCUGGUCAAGUCUUGGUCUAUGGAGACAACGAGGUCUCUCUGGAGGAAAAGCGUGCCCGUCAGCCACGGUACCAGGCCCCGAUAGCUAUUCCAGAUAUGCGACUAGGAUUGCCGACGCGCUGAAAAUAAACCAGCCUUUACAUCUCGACCUCGACCAAGCUCCAAUCCCCCAAAACGGUUUGCAUCUUCUUGCUUAUUCUCGAUUCAAGUUUUCACGAUGCAACGCCAAGAGCAGAGGGCUAGCGGAAGUUGAAGGUCGUUGUAUGGCUUUUGGGGCCGAUCAAGAUUGUUUGAUUUCCUUUGAGUGCUCCAUUAGGGCAUAAAUAAGGAUAAGAAUUUGAUAUCAAAUUUGCAUGCUCAAUGUGACACAAUGUUAACUUCAUUUCUACAAUUAAUGGGAAUUCAUGUUGUGUAGCAGCCCGCCCUGUGAUAGUAUUUGAUGCGGCAAGUAAGCAUUGAGCAUCUGAAGUUCUAAACGUCGGCCCCCAACCGUGCAGAUGCACAUCAACUGUCAAGCUAACCAACCACAUCCCCUCUGAACUGCAAUGUACAGUGGGUAGACAGUGAAAA